GUCAUGCGCAAUUUACAGAUCACUACGCAUGCGCGGUAUUCGAUCGGAAUUAGAGCGACUUGGCGACGCCUGAACUUGGACGCUUGCAGGCAGUCAGCGUCGCGACGCUCGCCCGUCACGUGAUUUCUGUGUGAACGGCCACAUCUAACAACACACGGUUCAUUCACCUCAACCCUCAUAUGUGUUUUGAAUUAUUAUAAAAAGUUUAUUACAACCGACCAUUAGUUAGUUUUAUUUGGGACUUUUUCGAGAUUUUCUAGGGGUUUUGAAGUAUAUUAUAGUAUAGAUUAACAGAAAAGGUAUAUUAUACAUAACAGAACAGGUAGACCGCUCCCAAUACAGUUGGAUGGUGUAGGAAGUUCAAACAAACGGAAUGUAUGAAUGAAAUAGUUUGAAUAGUGAAUCAAAAUUAAAUUGGAAUAAACUUUUAAUUGAAGUUUCAAAAACAUGGAAUACGAAGAAACAGGAUUCCUGAAUCUCCAGAUGAAGCCCCAACAGCCAUCAUGAGUAGCAGGGGCUGGUGAAGCAGAGUGGCUGCAGCACAAAGUGCCAGUGGGGGGCCGGGGGGACCACCAGGGGGGCCAGGGGGGGAACCAAGGGGGCUGUGUGCCAGACUGGAGAGCGGGGGCGGUGCUCACGCCCCCCAGAAAGUGGUGGCGGCUGUUUCGCCUAUGCCCGCCGCCUCCAACGAUCUGCCAAACGCUAACACGCCACAAGGUGGCAGCACAUCCAACUCGACCACAGUCAUCGGUGGCCAGACCUCUUCGACAACUGGAAGGAAUGCAGCCGCCUCCACAACCACCCCCGGGGGUGGGCCCUGCCUCCAGCCUUCGCUGCUAUUCCUGCUGGGCACACUUGGCCUCACCACAUGUGCCACUGGCAUGCUAUGGGCCGCCAUCAUCACAGAUCACUGGGAGUCCCUGACCUGGAAUCACACACGGAUCGACGAGAUAGCUCGAGCCUCCCAGGCACGCAAUCUGUCGCAGCAUCGCGUCGUUAUAGUGGACAGCUACCUUGACCGGUGCGUGACCAGGGUGGCAGUGAGAGACCUGAGCCUCGGGCGCAAACCACACGAUCAACAGGAACCCCUAGGCGAGGUCAUAGCUGCCGUCUUUCUAGUGCCAAUGCACGGCGGAAUAUGGACUCUGUGCGUCUCGCUCACUGAAGAACAGAUCAGACUGUUAUCGACGGUUGGUUUCAACCAACGAGAAUGCCUCAACUACCUACCGCCUCUUUUUCAAAGAACUGAGGAACUGGAAACACGACCAGAUUGGCAGCACAAAGAAUUGAAUUAUCGUACAUGCCUACAGGUGUACAGAAACGGUACUCGGCCUUACGAUCGAUACAGGAAUCUACGCUCGUUCACAAGGAUGCAGAACCUUUCGAUAUCCUGUGCACUAGUCUGCCUGAUUAUACUGGGAUCCUCAGCUCUGGUUGGAUCAUUCGGAGUUCUCAAACACCAAAUCAGCGCAGUUCUAGUUACUGGCGUCAUGUAUUUACUGGCCGCCACAUUCGCCCUGUUCACCCUCACCAUAAUCCACCUGAAACGGCAACAAAGCAAACCAAAAUGGCCGCCGCCCCCGGGCCCCGGAGCCCCAGACUGUCUCCCCACGACGCCACCCGGCGGCGGUGUCUCCCCGCUUGGGGACGGAGUGUCCCCCCUGAACGUGGGCGCCCUGGACCCCUCAUUGAUGGCCAUCUGGGCCGAGUACUACCCUGCCCGCAUCUUCACCAAGGGCUGGUCCCUAGACCUGGGCUGGGCUGGUGUUACCUUAUGUGUGCUCACUAGCGUCCUAUGGAUACUACUUUCGAAAAUAAUGCGCUACAAUCCGAUAUCGUCUAGUAUAUUGGCUUAGCACAACCAUCCUAACACGAAAAACUACUUAGAGAUUACAAUUUAAGUCUUUGGCCCAGUUACACAAAAGCCUGUUAGAUUUUAACCAUGAUUAAUUACUACAAGAACCAAUUAGAAAAGGCUUUUUUGAAAAGAAGUCUUCUCUAAUUGGUUCUCAUGGUAUUUAAUCACGGUUAAAAUCUAACAGGCUUUUGUGCAACCAAGCCUAUCAGAUACAAACAGGAAAUGACGAUGUAUAUCAUCUUCUAUACUUUUA
This is a messenger RNA of Nilaparvata lugens (brown planthopper), 2111 nucleotides long. RefSeq lists its product as uncharacterized. The transcript is spliced from 9 exons. The record is from RefSeq and is a predicted model, not a curated record. NCBI's taxonomy places the organism in Eukaryota, Metazoa, Arthropoda, Insecta, Hemiptera, Delphacidae. The coding region runs from base 672 to 1856 and encodes 394 amino acids.